This is a messenger RNA of Paraglomus occultum, 501 nucleotides long. The record is from the annotation of a GenBank genome assembly. Lineage: Eukaryota; Fungi; Glomeromycota; Glomeromycetes; Paraglomerales; Paraglomeraceae.
AUGGAUGAGCCCUUCUAUGUAAAUAUAUUGCAAACCCAGCUCCGACCAGCUGCUCUCAAGUAUGGCAGAAACUGGCGCUUGCAACAAAAUAAUGAUCCAAGCACACCUUGCGUGUUGCCAAGGAUUUCAUUGUCGAGAAUGGGUCCUUCAGAAGGCGUUUUCGUCAGUGAAGAUUCAAUUACCAAAGAAGUUGUUAGACGAAAGCAGGGUCUUCCUUUUCCGAUUGCCUCAAACGUAUCCCAGCAAGAAUACAAUUCUUUCAUUGAAAACAAAGAGAUAAGCGGAUACAAGCUUGAUUAUAGGAAAGGGACCGUAUACAUAGUUGAAAUGGCGUCGACCGAACAUGAAGCCGUUAUUGAGGUUGUUGGAAACGCCUUCCGUAAACUGUGUCUUCCUCUUGGUCAGCCACUUCAUGACGCACAAGAUGGAAUUUGCAGAGCACCAGAUCUUGCUGUUUAUCCACAUCUGUCUCUCACCCUGGUCCACCACCCAGCGACAUAA